Messenger RNA from Topomyia yanbarensis, 1475 nucleotides. RefSeq names its product histone H1-like. Gene Ontology annotation, cellular component: nucleus; nucleosome. Gene Ontology annotation, biological process: nucleosome assembly; chromosome condensation; negative regulation of DNA recombination. Gene Ontology annotation, molecular function: double-stranded DNA binding; nucleosomal DNA binding; structural constituent of chromatin. Lineage: Eukaryota; Metazoa; Arthropoda; Insecta; Diptera; Culicidae. The record is from RefSeq and is a predicted model, not a curated record. The coding region runs from base 5 to 664 and encodes 219 amino acids. The transcript has a single exon.
UAAAAUGACUGAAACCGCUACCGAAGUUGCUGCUGCGGCUCCUGCUGCUGCUUCACCGGCCAAGGCCCCGAAGAAGGCCAAGGCUGCCAAAGGAGGUACAGCGAAACCGAAAAAGCCAUCGACCCAUCCACCAGUAAACGAUAUGGUUUUGGCAGCCAUCAAGGCCUUGAAGGAACGCAACGGUUCAUCGCUGCAGGCCAUCAAGAAAUACAUCGCCGCCAACUACAAGUGCGAUGUCGCCAAACUGGCUCCGUUCAUCAAGAAGUCCCUGAAAUCGGGUGUCGAGAAGGGAAAGCUUGCCCAGGCCAAGGGAACCGGCGCUUCCGGAUCGUUUAAGGUUAAGGUCGACGCUAAGAAACCGGCUGGUGAGAAAAAGCCAAAGAAGGCUGCUGGCGCCAAAAAACCAAAGAAGGCUUCUGGUGAGAAAAAAGUGGCUGCCAAGAAGCCAGCUGGCGAGAAGAAGGCUAAGAAACCGAAAGUUGCUGCCGCUAAGAAGUCUGUAGCGAAGGCAGCCCCUGCAAAGGCCACCAAGAAGGCAGCUGCUCCCAAACAGAAAGCCACCAAACCGUCGAAAGCCGCAGCCAACAAACCGAAGACCCCAAAGCCAAAGGAAGCCGUACCAGCCAAGAAAGCUGCUCCAAAGAAAGCCGCCGCUAAGAAGUAAAUUCAGUUGAAAUUGGAUUUUCUAGCUCAGCAUAACAAAAACAGUCCUUUUCAGGACUAUCAAGUAAUUCUCAAAAGAAUUUGAUUGAUAUCUUUCCAUUGAAUAUCGAACCUUUUUCGAAACAGUGCAGUGAACCCACUUUCAUAAAUGUUUGCAAAAGCGAUAACACAAAUUAAUAUUACGCUUCACUGGGUAGCGUUGAGAAGCUGUGAAGCGAAGAAUUUUUAAUUUUGUGCUGUGCUCGUAAAAUAUUGUGGUUAAAAUGUUUCGAUCUGCCCAUUUAGCGAAAAUGACAAUAUCUCAAUGUCCAACAUAACAUAACAUAAUGGUUAUGUAAAUUUAUUGCUCUACAAGUUAAGAAAAUGUUUCACAUACGUUUCUCAUCGUUACAUGGUAGUUAAUAUGUAAAUACACAAUUCGUCGCCACGACAAACAUCUCGGUUAACGUAUGUCCUAUUGUUGCUUGAGUCAAUCAUUUGUUAGCAUUCCCAAAUAAAGCCAACGGUUUAAAAUACUUCAUUGCUAGUGGAUAGGUGAUGUUUGUGACGUAAGCCACUCCCAUAUUCGAUUCGUUGGUAAAGGGCGUAUGGAUUUCGAUUAUAAUACUCAAAACUUUCUCUUUCUAGAGUUUUUGUACUCAAAAUCCACUAUCAUACAACAGUGCCAAAAAUAGGGCACAGUUUCCACAAUACACGAAAUUGUUUUCAGCUUUUCAAUAAUUUGAAAAGAACAAGUAUGCCAAAGAAUAACUACAGAAGAAUCUUCUUUUGAUUUUACGUGUUGACUUCAACCGAGUUACAGAAUUAAUUCA